Molecule: messenger RNA, 1703 nt
Organism: Scophthalmus maximus (turbot)
Lineage: Eukaryota; Metazoa; Chordata; Actinopteri; Pleuronectiformes; Scophthalmidae
Product: outer dynein arm-docking complex subunit 4
Exons: 12
Coding region: 140-1588 (482 amino acids)
Cellular component (GO): cytoplasm
Molecular function (GO): protein binding
Source: RefSeq, a predicted model, not a curated record
ACUUAACAAAGGAUCCCCUUAUUUAAAGGGAAAUGGACCACAGGUAAAUGCAUUUAAGAAGCAGCUUUUGAAUGCUUAUACAUGCACUGAAUAAAUCGACGAAGAGUAAGACAAAAGAGUGGCCAAACAGUGACAAAAAAUGUCAGAUACAGCUGGAGACCGCGAAGAUCAGUUCUCCACAAUAGUGGCAGAUGGGAAUUGGCUGUACAUUAAAGGAGAGUAUAAAAAGGCAAUAGAGAGCUUCUCAACUGCGCUGACUUUAAAGCCUGAUGAGAGGAACUGCUUUGUGGGCCGAUCCAAAUGUUACCUGAACAUGGGGCUGUAUGAGAACGCAUUAAAAGAUGCAGAAGCUUCACUCAAAGAGGACACGACAUUUUUCGAGGGUUUGUACCAGAAGGCAGAGGCUUUAUACUACAUGGGAGAGUUUGAAUUUGCACUGGUGUUUUACCACAGAGGGCAAAAACUGCGUCCACAGAUACAGGAGUUCAGACUGGGUAUCCAAAAAGCACAGGAGGCCAUAGAGAACUGCGUUGGCAGCCCUUCAGUAAAACUGGAAAUCAAGGGAGACCUGUCAUUUCUACAAAAAGAUGAGGAGAUGACACAGCCAAUAACUGCUAUUGAGGAUCUGACGAAGGAAAAUAAACAACAGACCCAGAAGACCCCUAAAAUUGAGAAGAGGACCAAAAAACUGCUCGGAGAGUUUUAUAAUGACGGGAAAUAUCUGGAAAGUCUGCUGAAAGACGAAGACUUGGUGAAAGGCAAGACGAAGGGUGGGGAAAGCCUGCAGGACGUCAUUCAGGGCAGCCUGACACAUCUGGACGCUUGCACCGAGUUCUCAAACCAGGAGAAACCUAUCAAUGCACAGGGAAAGGACCACAAGACGCAACAAAAAUGCGGCAAGCCAGGUCCCAGUGCUUCCUCUGAACAAACUAAUUUUCUGCUGAAAAGCCUGGAAGAAAUUGAUGCAGAGUUGACCUCCGGAAAUGCAGAGGGUAGUCUCAAGAAGGCAGAAGAAGUCAUGGAGAUGGUACAGAGAUGGUCUGAGAAAGAGGUACCUAAUAAACAAGAGGUGUUGGGCAGCCUGCACAGUUGCAUUGGAAAUGCUUUGAUCAACCUGGGAGACAUGGACAAAGCCUUAGUCCAUCAUCAAAAAGACUUGGAGUUGGCUAAACAGUGCAACCACUCAGAAGCAAUGUCCAGGGCAAUGGACAACAUUGGCAAAGUCUAUGCCCAAACUGGACACUUGACACUGGCCAUUGGGUUCUGGGAGAAGAAGAUUCCCCUGGUACGUGAUCCUUUGGAGAAGACCUGCUUAUUUCACGAGAUUGGCUGGUGUUACCUGAAGCUUGAUCGCUACGAAGAAGCCAGAGACUAUGGCGUCCGUUCACUUGCUGCGGCUGAUGAAACAGCUGAUGACAAAUGGCAGAUGAAUGCAAAUGUGUUGGUGGCACAAUCUGAAAUGAAACUUGGAAACGUGGAAUCUUCUGUUGCCCGCUUCGAGAGAGCCUUGACCCAAGCCAAACUACAAGAAGACGACUCUGCCAUGAAUUCUAUUCAAAAGGCUCUCGAUGAAGCAAAACCACAAUGAGGAUGACACCACUCAAGACACUAUCAUUACAUUACAUUACAUUCAUUUAGCAGGCGCUUUUGUCCAAAGCGACUUACAAGAAGUGCAUUCAACCAUGAAAAUAUUACCCAAAAAG